This is a messenger RNA of Amaranthus tricolor (Joseph's coat), 699 nucleotides long. RefSeq lists its product as uncharacterized. The record is from RefSeq and is a predicted model, not a curated record. Lineage: Eukaryota; Viridiplantae; Streptophyta; Magnoliopsida; Caryophyllales; Amaranthaceae. Bases 1 to 699 code for a protein of 232 amino acids. The transcript has a single exon. Gene Ontology annotation, molecular function: nucleic acid binding; zinc ion binding.
AUGGCUGAUUCGUUGGUUGAGCAAUGCUCUAAGUUACAUAUUGGUAACGAUGAGGAUGAUAUCAUUGAUCUUGGUGAUAAACUGGAGGUGGGUCAGGAGGAUAAGUUGUCGUUGCAAUUGGUUGGGCAUCUAUUAACAGAAAAACCACUGAAUUUUGAGACACUAAAACAUACAAUGAUGCAUGUGUGGAGUGUGAUGGAGGGGGUUAUUGUUAGAGCCUUAGAAUCAAAUCUUUUUAUGUUCCAAUUCUUUCAUUGGAAAGAUAAGGAUAAAAUAUUAAGUGGAAGACCGUGGUGCUUUGAACAACGAUUACUUAUCUUGCAAGAAAUUAAUAAAGAUAUACAACCGUCUCAUAUGACUUUGAUUUUUUCUCCUUUUUGGAUACGGUUGUAUAACUUACCUUUUGGUUGUCGGUUGGAUGAGAAAGUAAAGGCUGUUGCGAGGGGUUUAGGUGAGGUUUUGGAGGUUGAGGAGGAUUUUCUUGAUUUAUACCCGUAUCGUAGAGUUAGGGUUUUGCUUGACUGUACUAAACCUCUGAAGCGUUUUCAGAAUAAUCGUGUUAGGGGGGGAGUCAUGGUGAAGAUAUCUAUCAAAUAUGAGAGAAUUCCUCAUUUUUGUUUUCAUUGUGGCCAUAUGAGUCAUUUAGAGAAAGAUUGCUUAAUUGUUAAUGAUGAAGAUGAAGAAUAUGAGACUGGUUGA